AUGCAGUGGUGCCCAGUCCGCAGCCGCCGCCUGUCCCUCCCAGCCUUUGACUCGUGGAAGAAGGUUGAUGGCAGAGUCGCAAACACUGCACAUAUCUGCAAGACCUACGGUCUGUGCAAGACCUGGGUGGUCCGCCUCCCAAAUGGCGCGUACGAGUACAUGUCCGCGUACGCGGACUACUUCGGUCAAGUGUGGACCGAUUAUUUCUACUAUCGGCCAUACGACUAUCCCAAGGAUUCAAGUCUCCUUGGAUGGGACGACGACUUGUGGGAGCAGGGUGUGGACAUGAUGCUGGCCACACACGAAGCGUGCUUGCGGGUGGAGGAGCGUUCGGGAAUGUAUUGA
Molecule: messenger RNA, 345 nt
Organism: Rhodofomes roseus
Lineage: Eukaryota; Fungi; Basidiomycota; Agaricomycetes; Polyporales; Fomitopsidaceae
Exons: 3
Coding region: 1-345 (114 amino acids)
Source: RefSeq, a predicted model, not a curated record